AUGAAGUACGAAGAUCCUUACAUUGAAUUGGUAGAGCUAUUAGCACAAUACGAUUCUCUAUUGGAGCAGCUACAAGCUUCUUUUAUUGAUGGUUUUCAGCAUUUGAGUCGGGCUAAUUAUUCGAACAAAGACGCUUUGCGCGGUAGGUACGGUCAAGAUUAUUGGGACUAUACCUAUGAGGGAACGCAAUUUGUGUCGACAAAGAAUAAUAAGAUUGAUAUUAUCAAUAGAGUAGGAAGUCAAGUAAAGGACUCCUCCAAAGUCGACGAAGCAGAGGAAGUUGAUGACAGAAAGCUGAGAAGACGAAAAGUACAUACCGAAGAAAAGGAACCAGAACGUUCAAAAAAGCCUACAAACCUAACAGACCCAAUAUACAUGUUUGGCGGUGUGUUGUCAGUCCCUUUCUCCUUGCGACAAUGUCAGAGUUGCUUCAAAGGAAGUAUUCCAUUACUUGCCGGUUUGGUCAACUGCAGGAAAGAAAUAGAUCUCAUUCUCAAACGACUAGGGGAUUAA
Molecule: messenger RNA, 513 nt
Organism: Lachancea fermentati
Lineage: Eukaryota; Fungi; Ascomycota; Saccharomycetes; Saccharomycetales; Saccharomycetaceae
Source: the annotation of a GenBank genome assembly